AUGAAUUACUCACCGAAAAAUUCGGCUACUACCACGUACAAAUUGUGCAUGUUGAUGAAGACUAUUCUUUGCUAUCUACCGACACAGCUGAUGUCCAUUGGAUAUCCUUCCUUGGGGGAUCUAGUGGUGCUCACUGCUCUCGACUGGAAUUACUUUGCCAAGCCUGAGAUUCUGGAGUACGUGAAACUGAAAACUAAAAGCUGA
This is a messenger RNA of Penicillium diatomitis, 204 nucleotides long. RefSeq lists its product as uncharacterized. The record is from RefSeq and is a predicted model, not a curated record. The transcript is spliced from 2 exons. Lineage: Eukaryota; Fungi; Ascomycota; Eurotiomycetes; Eurotiales; Aspergillaceae. The coding region runs from base 1 to 204 and encodes 67 amino acids.